Anolis carolinensis (green anole) is the source of this 1550-nucleotide messenger RNA. It is a transcript of the gene zcchc9, whose product is annotated as zinc finger CCHC-type containing 9. The record is from RefSeq and is a predicted model, not a curated record. Gene Ontology annotation, molecular function: zinc ion binding; nucleic acid binding. The transcript has 6 exons. Gene Ontology annotation, cellular component: nucleolus. The coding region runs from base 187 to 975 and encodes 262 amino acids. Lineage: Eukaryota; Metazoa; Chordata; Lepidosauria; Squamata; Anolidae.
UGCUUGACUCAGAUCCUCUUUGCUCUCCACUGUUGCUAGAACGUCCGCCAGCCGGCGCUCUGGAAUCUGUACUCGGAGAGCGGAAGAGGAAGUAGUGUUAUUUCCCACGCUUUUGGGUUCUAGGAAGAGCCAGCCACCAGGAAGGAUUUUGGUUUGAGUGCCUUAUAGGAAAUACUGCAUGAAAUCAUGACCCGGUGGGCUCGAUCAAACGUCACCCACAGUAAGAAGGCUCUGGAUGCGACACCAUGGGAAGAUAUGAAAAACGAUGCUGGAAACAUAAAAAAGGAUGACAGACAGACCUUUGGUAACAAGCUUUCUGUAAAGAGUACCCAGGAGAAGAAGAAAAAUAAGAAGAAAAAAGAUUAUCUGAAUGAAGAUGUCAAUGGGUUUAUGGAAUAUUUGAAACAGAACUCACAAGCGUUACAUAACGGACAGGUGAUCAACAGCCAUGAAGUAAGGGAAGAGAUAGCAACUGCGUUGAAAAAAGACCAGCGUCGAGAAGGAAGGAGAAUAAAAAGACAAGAAGUAAAGAAGAAUGCAAUGGUGUGCUUCCAUUGCAGACAGCCGGGACAUGGAGUUGCAGAUUGCCCGGCUGUACUUGAAAGCCAGGAUAUGGGAACUGGAAUUUGUUUCCGCUGUGGCUCUACAGAACAUGAAAUCAGCAAAUGCAGAGCAAAAAUAGACCCAGCUCUUGGAGAAUUUCCAUAUGCAAAAUGCUUUAUUUGUGGUGAGAUGGGACAUCUCUCACGGUCAUGUCCUGAUAACCCUAAAGGACUCUAUGCACACGGAGGGUCUUGUAGGAUCUGUGGAUCUGUGGAGCACUUCAAAAGAGACUGCCCAGAGAACCAAUCCUCAGAUUGUGUGGUAACUGUUGGACGGUGGAUGAAAGGAAUGAGUGCAGAUUAUCAAGAAACCUUAGAGAGUCCCAAACAGCCAAAACCUAAACAAAAACCAUCUAAAGUUGUUAACUUCUGACACCUUGUUUCUAGCACCAUCCAUGGUAAUGAUUCUCACAGUAUGGCUUAAAGGUGUCAUAAAAACCAGCAGGACUUGGAAAUGCCAUAUCUGAAGUAUUCACCUCACUGAGAUGAUGAGGGUGAAACCCUAAUCUAAAGGGAACUUCCAGGACAAUUUGGUGGGCCAUGGCACAUGCCAAAGAAUAGAAUGACAAUGGAAAGAAAACUGCUCUUCUUAAAAAUUCACUGUCAUGGGGGACAUGAACCAGUUUCUGCUGAUAUCAAAUGGAACUUUAUUAGAUUUAAAUAGCUCUGUGCUGAUUUUCCUGGAAGUUGAAUUAAUACAAUUGUAGAACAACAAUAACAGCAUAAGACCCUUGUAAGAUAUUAAAUUAUAACAGCAGAACUUCUAUUUCUACCUUUUCUAACCUUUGAAACGAGAAUGUACAUUGCUGCGAUCAAGUGCCUACAGUAGACUGGCCCUUGUCUCUUUCAACCCUAUUAUUCUAGUUCAUUAUGAUUGCAGUAGUAAGCACAGUGUAAAACAACUAUUAUUUUUUAAUUUUUUUAAUUAAAUUACACCAUCGUUCUGUU